AUGAUUACAACAGAGGUGUUCCUCCCAAUUCGAGGGAUGAAUAUGGAGCGCAAACUGCCGCUCCCAAUGAAUACAGCAGGGACGACCUGGAACGAGUUGACAGUUAUGCACAUUCAUUCUAGGCCGGAUUUCAACGGUCGCAUUGGCCCAUCACACGACAAUAACCUCAGCCGUGAUUUCUCAAGAGAAAUGCAACCGCAAAAUGAUGAAUAUGGCAGAGAAUUAGGGUCUCGCUUUGAUCGUCGUCCGGAUGAACGUGCAGAAAGAGGAGCAGGGGAUCCUUGUGGUGGUGCAAUGUAUAAUGGAAAUGGAGUUGGUACUCAUUCAUCUGUGUUGAACUCUUCUGCUGCAGCAGUUGCGAACAAAUUAUGGGCAAAAACACGUAUUAUUCAUCCUGAUGAUCAUCAAACUACGUCUUUAGAAAAGCGUCGGGUAAUGAUGAUUUCUGUCAGGGGCCAAUACCAUUAA
Messenger RNA from Angiostrongylus costaricensis, 468 nucleotides. NCBI's taxonomy places the organism in Eukaryota, Metazoa, Nematoda, Chromadorea, Rhabditida, Metastrongylidae. The record is from the annotation of a GenBank genome assembly.